AUGUACGAUGAAGAUGUCAAGGUACCCCAUGGCGUGGACUUGCCAGUCACAUCUCCAGAAAAUUUGUACCUCAUGCCCGGAGAGCAUGCAGUCGUGCGUAUCCAGUAUGGGCAUACGAAUCGAGAACAAGAGGUCGUUUGGGCUGAACGAGGUGACAGGAGGAUAACCAAGAAUGCCUAUCAGGCUAGACACUGGUUGGUGGCGAUUAAGGUGGUGAACGUGUCGAACUAUAGUGUCUGGAUCGACAUGAAGACACCGCUCACCAGGAUUGUCCAAUAUGACCUCAACCCGGAUCUACAGAAGUCAGGAUGGCUCGGUUACAAGAUCUCGCAGUUCAAGAUGCUGAACCACGGAGAAUUGGUGGAUGCGGGUACGCAAACGGAAGAAGACCUCCUGGCGACAACCAGAAUGGACAUCGCUACACAGGUCAGUGAGAGUCAGCUAGGUAGCCAUGGAUGCGAUCCUGGCGAGGGGAAGAUUCAGGAUGAUGACCAAGGCGGUACCUCUGUGGAGAUGCCUCCAGAACCGACUACCGAAUUCGAGGAGCACCAGGGCGGCGGAAUGUCCUCGGAAAUACACACCGAAUAUGGCGAUUCAGGGUUGCUCCCAGAAAAGACAUCCUGUACACUACUCGAGAAGCUGGAGAUGGAGUACGAAAGCUGUAUGAGGAUCAGUGCUGAAGAGUUGGAUUUGGAACCAGGCGAGUAUAUUCGUAUAAAAAGUGAGAUGCUGGCACAAUUGCGAGACCUGUUGGUCAUGCUACCAGAAUUGAGUGAAUUCCACCCAGAAUGCAACAUCGAUCAGGCCGAUGUGGGAGUCCCAGUAGGGACAUACCCCGAAGAUGAGUCCAGGAUGGGUGCGAUUCUGAAACGCCAUAGGAAGAUUUUCCUGGGAGAUGGAAAUGCUGCACCAGCCCCCGCUAGAGGAGUGGUAUGUGAUCGUGAUGUGGGGGAAGCCAAACCCAUCGCGUUACGCCUAAGCUCAAUUGGACCGCACGUGGCAGUCAAGGUGUAUGAACUCUUCAAGAAGGUGCUCGAGAACAAUCUGAUUGAGCAUUCAGAAUCGCAAUGGGCAUCUCCGAUUGUGAUCGUGCUCAAGAAAAAUGGGGUGGACAUCAGGAUGUGUAUUGACUAUCGACUUGUGAAUAAUUUCAUCCAGCCGUUUAGCUACCCGCUACCUUUCAUCGACGACCUGUUAGUCGGUUUUGAGAAAGCACUCUGGUUCAUGAGCCUGAAUAUGGCCAGUGGUUUCUGGGCAAUCAAGAUGACUGAAAGAGCCAAGUUGAUUUCAGCUUUUAUAUGUCCAUUUGGACAUUUCUAG
Phytophthora megakarya is the source of this 1320-nucleotide messenger RNA. Lineage: Eukaryota; Oomycota; Peronosporomycetes; Peronosporales; Peronosporaceae. The record is from the annotation of a GenBank genome assembly.